Cyclopterus lumpus (lumpfish) is the source of this 1099-nucleotide messenger RNA. RefSeq names its product OMEGA-stichotoxin-Shd4a-like. Bases 1 to 399 code for a protein of 132 amino acids. Gene Ontology annotation, biological process: epidermal growth factor receptor signaling pathway; positive regulation of cell population proliferation; positive regulation of mitotic nuclear division. The record is from RefSeq and is a predicted model, not a curated record. Lineage: Eukaryota; Metazoa; Chordata; Actinopteri; Perciformes; Cyclopteridae. The transcript is spliced from 5 exons.
AUGACUCACCUCUGUAACCUGCUCCAACUACAAAAGCUGAGAUUUCACAAGCUGGAAACAGCAAAAGAAAUGAUGGCAGAACAUGGAGUCCUUUGUGAUGGGCAGGAAGCCACCUAUUGUAUGAACGGAGGGACGUGCUAUAACAUACUUUCCAUGAAUACACUCUCCUGUGUGUGCAAUGAAAAUUUCAGAGGCAGCCGAUGUGAGCAGUUCCAGCUCUCCAGCUAUAACACCAAAACAACAGAAGCAGGGUUAAUUGCAGCCGUGGUCAUCGUUGUCCUCCUAAUCUUAAUGAUGCUGGCAGUUGUUAUCUACUACAUACGCAGGAUGUUGAAAGCCAAGCAACAGAGCCAACAGAACAAUCAGCCAGAGUAUUGGAGAGUAAAACCCAGGGUAUGAUCUGUCUUCUGAUGUACAUUGGUUUCUCUUUUGGCUGGAGUGGGAGGGUGGACUGGGUGGGAUGAUGAAAUAAGUCUCAGAGAUGAGUGUCACUUGCCUGACUUGAGUGUGACUCAAGACCAACAGGCAGGAGGAAAACUGUUUGUUUGCCAUUAACCUUGAAAGCGUAAGCGCAGUAUUUUUCACUUUAUUUCCCCCAUGUUUUGUGUCUAAGUGACCAAUGGGGACAACAUUCAAAUUGGUCCAGUAUUGAGCUGUAAUGCAAGGGGCAACUGCUUACUGUCAAUCAACGUCUACUAAAAGUUCUUGCUUUUUCCAGUGACAUGUUUAGAUUGUUAUUAUAACCCUAACAACAUUAUGGAGAGGACCCUACAGAGGUUUUCUGUAUCCUUUGCUUAAUCCUGUCACUUUGUUAGUGUGUGUCUUGCUCAGAAGAGUCUCGUUCUGUCAUGUUGCGUGGCAAAAAAUAAGCAUUAACAUUCAGCUAUGACAUCAAACUCAGCUACGCUUUCUGUACUCCAACCCAACAAAGUCAGACAACACCGGUGUCCCUCGGCACUCUAAAUUGACAGUGAGCAGUUGCCGAGAGAUUACAUUACAGCCCGUUUUGCGACUGGUGUCUGCAGCGUUAUCCCUCAGUACCGGACCAAUUGAAAAUAAAUGGUGUCCCCAUUAGUUACUGAGACACAAGAACAUGGGA